CCGGAUGACGAUCCGCUACGCAACUCCUCAAUGACAUCGGACUGACUGCCUCACGCCAAAAAGUGCGGAGAAGCACCAUGCAUGCAGCUCCAAUCCCGAGAUAACAUCACCUUUACAACAUUGAACAUGUGAGCUUCUCAUACAUCAACCAUAACCAAGCUUAUUCUGAGCACCCUCAACUCCCGUAAACUCCAAACUUGAAUUGAAAGAUAGAUCCAUAGACCAAGAGCAAUGGCAAUGAAACGCCUCCAACAACUCGGCUCCCAACUCUCCUCGUCCAUCUCCCCCAACCCAGACGAGACAGAGACAAUGGCCUCGGCCUCGUCCAAAUUCGCCCUCAACGAAAACGGCAUCCCGCCCUUCGAGUCCUUGCCCCUCGGCAAAGACGACCCGCGCUUCUCGGCCUGGGGCUUGUACGGCGACAAGGACGAGCUGGGGACGCUGAAUAGGUUGACUGACGAGCGCGUCGCUGCUGCUGCGCGGGAGGAGAUUAAGACGGGCGUGAGAAUCUCCCUAAACUGGCCCCUAACAGCUCAAUCUACCCCCUUCUUCAACCGCCGCGCCUUCCACCACGACAUUUACCGCAAACACCCGCGCUUCGUAAACGACGACGAGUGGACCUUCAACUCACAGUCGUCGUCGCAGUGGGACGGCCUCCGGCACUUUGGGUACCAGAAGGAGGAGAAGUUUUACAACGGCGUCUCCAUGGACGAGGUCCACGCCGUGGGGGAGGAUGGGAGGCGGUCGACUGUGAAUGGGAUUCAAGCCUGGCAAAAACACGGCAUCGUAGGCAGAGGCAUCCUCGUAGACUACCACACCUGGCGCCUCGAGCAAAACAUCCCCUACGACCCCUUUGCGCGGGACUCCAUCCCCAUCGCGGACCUCCAAGCCUGCCUAAAAGCGCAAGGAACAGAGGUCAAGUUCGGUGACAUACUCAUCACCCGCACAGGCUUCACAGCAACACACGCCUCCCUCCCUCCCUCCACCCUAACCUCCCACCUCGCCGCAACCCCCCAAACCUUCUCCGGCGUAGCCCAAUCCGAAGACGCCCUCCGCUGGAUCUGGUCAAACUUCGCCGCCGUCGCGGGCGACCAGCCGUCCUUCGAGUGCUGGCCCCACCGCGACCCGCAGCACUGGAUGCACGAGGUCCUCCUCGCCGGCUGGGGCAUGCCCAUCGGCGAGCUCUUCGAUCUCGAAGCGCUCGCGGCGCAGUGUAAGCGCGAAAAGAGGUGGAGUUUCUUUGUCGUGAGCGAGCCGUGUAAUGUUCCUGGCGGGGUUGCGAGGUGAGCUUCUUAAAGUCCCCCCCCCCUUCUUCGGUAUGUUGUUUGAUUUUUGGCUAACAUGGUGUGUGUAAGUCCGCCCAAUAUUCUGGCCAUCUUCUGACAAGUCUGGUCGAGUCUCUAGUCGCCAUACGCGAAACUACCUGAUGUAAGCGAACGUAAAACACUUUGAUGGGAAUGAACGACACGGAGGUGAAACAUUUACUGCCAGCUUGAAAGACUGAAGAUUGUCGAGGGUGCCUGCGGUGAAAUCGUAAAGUGGCUGGUCACCCAGAACACUGCUGUCAUUCAACCAACACUGUACACAAUAGCCUACGCGUUAGCACAUAAUCAAACACGGCCCCAAAAGA
Colletotrichum godetiae is the source of this 1630-nucleotide messenger RNA. RefSeq lists its product as uncharacterized. The transcript is spliced from 4 exons. The record is from RefSeq and is a predicted model, not a curated record. Gene Ontology annotation, molecular function: arylformamidase activity. Lineage: Eukaryota; Fungi; Ascomycota; Sordariomycetes; Glomerellales; Glomerellaceae. Bases 232 to 1287 code for a protein of 351 amino acids.